UUAAUUUUUAAGAUGUAAAAUUUGUUUAAAAAUUAUCAACUAUUAGCUGUCAGUACUUAAAGACCUAAUUUUCUGAAUAUUUGAAACCGAAACUCCUUAUAAAAUAUUAUUUUACCUCUGUUCCUUAAUUUUCUCACCGUGCACACCUGGGGCCGGCGGCAGUCCGCACGGAAACCAAAAAUCCAAUAAGCUAUCGGUGUGUGCGAGAGACCGGGUUUGGGUUUCAAGCCUUGCGUGCUCCCCAAAGACUUCGGUUCAGAUGUUUAGUUCGCAUUCGCCACCCGUUAGUUGAAGUCGCCCCCGAACACAAUGGCCAAGUUCAGUCCGCACCAACUGUCGAAUCCCCGGGCGAAUGUCUUUAUCCUGGUCAAUCUGGGAUGCGAGAUGCUCUACGUGAUCGAUCAGCGGCUAAAGGCACAGCAGAUCGCACAGGAUAAGUCGAUUCAAGUUAUCCACGAUGUGACCACUGUCUUGUUGGAGCCCAAGUUCAUAGACUCCCUGCUUAACGGCUCCAAGCACAACAAUGCCCAACUCUUAACCUCCGAGCACUGCAAGUUCAUGUUAAACGAUAUCGCCACCUGCUCGCUAAUGAGACUCGACGAGCAAUCGAUGGCCAAACUGUGGAACCUCAUGACCGUGGUCUACAAGUGGCAGUUGUUCGUGUCCCGCCACCAGCAUCACCUGCUAGAGAUCACCUUCCGGCACUUGGACGCGGUCAACAGGUUGUAUCCCGAUGCCAGGCGACACAUGCUGAUUGACUUUACCAAGAACACGCUGCUGGACUUUUGGAAUGCCUGCGGGGAGGAGGCACAGCUGUCCAUCUACCAGACGAACAGAGCCUGGCUGCAGUGCUUCAACACGAAAAUCUCCCUGCUGAUACGCCUGGGCUUCCAGGCCAUGGAUGGAAGCUUCAUCAAGGAGGUGGAUCAGGAAUACUUUCCGGAUUUCGUGCAAACGGCAGGGGAUAAUAUCUAUGUGAAGAGUGCCGAGCAGCAGCAGCAGAGGGAUCGAGAGCGUCAGCGUGAAAGGGAGCCCAACAGCAUGGAUCAGUUGGCGGCCCAACUGAACAUCAAUUCGUCCAGCGGUGGCGAGGAUUUGCAGCCCAUUAAUGCCCGUCAGUUUCAGCAGCAGUUCGAGCAGGCCUUUGGCAGUGUUCUCUUUGAUGAACCCUCUUCCACGGGCUGCGAAUUUGUCCAGCUUCAGCCCACGAGUCCGUCAUCGUCCUCCAGUGAGGCGGCCAUGGCCAUGUCCAGGGGAUCGGCACUGAACCAGAACCUGCUGGAUUUGUACAGCAAAAUGCCUUAGGAGAGCGUUA
Molecule: messenger RNA, 1315 nt
Organism: Drosophila kikkawai
Lineage: Eukaryota; Metazoa; Arthropoda; Insecta; Diptera; Drosophilidae
Gene: OSCP1
Product: Organic solute carrier partner 1
Biological process (GO): transport
Cellular component (GO): cytoplasm; plasma membrane
Source: RefSeq, a predicted model, not a curated record